CUCAAACAAACCAGAAAGAAAGAAGAUGAUUAGAUCAAUGCUUCUACAUCCUUCUUCUUCGUCAGCUACGGCGUUCUUCGGAGCUAGCGAUCUCAAUCGUUCUACGGUGUCGUGUUCGAGGGUGGGUACCACGGUUUGCUCUUCCUCUUCUUCGAGGAGCAAUUUUUACACCCCAAAUCACGAGCCUUUCAGCAGAAGCAAGAUCGAUAAAGGUCUUAAAGAGCCCUCGUUCAUAGAAAAAUGCGAGAAUGAGCUUGCAGAUUAUUGUUCGACGCUAGAGGGAGACGCAUCCUACAGCUGUUGGAGGGCGUACUUUGAUCUAAAAAAACUAGAAACGGAGUACCCAAAAGAAGAAGUAGAGAAGAUAGUUCUUCAGUCUGGGGGCGUGAAAUCUCUGAUCGAUUGCAUGCACGGAAUUUCGGCAAUGCGGAGGAAGAAGGAGAGUAACGGAGACAUGGAAUCGCGAAGACAAUCAAAUUUGGAGAAAAAGAAAGAGGAACCUUUUCCGGUGCCCGACGGAUUGCCGAAAUCACGGGAAGAGCUGGAAGAGGAAGAGAGAGCUAGAAUGCCGGAUUCGUUAUACACCAAACUCUUACGAACCAAGGGGAGGUUCCCCGCUUGGUAUUCUCCCGCCCCAGACCAUGAAACUGAUUAGU
Molecule: messenger RNA, 656 nt
Organism: Telopea speciosissima
Lineage: Eukaryota; Viridiplantae; Streptophyta; Magnoliopsida; Proteales; Proteaceae
Product: CCG-binding protein 1
Exons: 3
Coding region: 26-655 (209 amino acids)
Biological process (GO): pollen tube guidance
Cellular component (GO): nucleus; cytosol
Molecular function (GO): mediator complex binding
Source: RefSeq, a predicted model, not a curated record